AUGAGCAAACUCACGGAUGCACAACGCACGCAGAUCUUCUGGGCUGCAACGGUCAUUGCUGUAGCUGUAUCUCUACUUCAAGGCGCUAUUACAACUCUCGUCGAAAUUUGCGAGACAGAAGGUUUAUGGACAAUCAGAUUCAGUUUGGGCAGAAGGGAACAUCUCUGGUGGUCAGCCAUAGCCAUCGCUCUCGUCGCUUCCUUUGGCUGUAUGGUCUUAUCUUUCCUUGCCGGCAAUAACAACGAUUCACUCGGAAUCAUAUUGCUAGCCAGCGCAUCAUCUCUCGCCGUAUUCCGCUAUGCAUGGCCUGCAUGGCGUAAUCGACACUAUUGCUCUAAUCGAUGGGCAGCAUGGACUGGCCCGAGCCGCACAGGAAUUGACGUGACUCUAGUCCCCUUCAUUAAAGGCAACGAUCCAUGGCCAAUCCUUAACAUCCUCAAGGCCAGGAAGCGUCUCAUGGAUACCGUAACAGGACAAUCCGAAAAGCAGCCAGACGACAAAUCAGGGAUACCCCUUGUUCCAGACGACAAGACAGGUCUCUAUGCCCCCAUCCACUCCAAUAAAUCUGCUUCCCUCCUUUGGGGCACCCACAUUGGGUUCUCUCCCCGUGUCAGCCGCGGCAUCCUUGCAGUCCCCCAACGCCUCCUCCGAUCUUCCCCCCUCACAUCCUCAGGGCAUGACGGCCAACCCGUCUGCCUCGCGCACGGUAUCCUAGGGCGCAACAAAGGCCUCGAGCCGUACAGCUUCAUCCUCGAUCUCAACCCUGGCAAAUUUGAAGAAAAAUGCGUCCAAUGGCCACGUCCGAGCAAAGUCCUGCGCACGUACUACCGAGAGGAGAUGAACGCAGCCUAUGGAGGCCUAGGGUCUGUAUUUGUAGAUGCAGCGACAGAACUUGCGCUCCUGCUGGCCGAUUCAAGCCAUAGUCUCAUCGAAGACUGGCUUAGCUUACACAUGGAACAUCAGGACCACGCACUGAAUAACCAACUCGCGCGUCUUGGUGCGAGUGAUGAGGAGCUUAAAGUGUUGUAUCGUCUUUCGUACGCCGCGAUGUUGGUCAGUUUGAGCGCGCACAGGAAGGGGAGAAAGUGGAGGCCUGAAAUGAAGCUUUUCAUGGCGUAUUGGAAAAAGUAUAAAGGGGAGGAGAUGCCGGCGUGGAUGGGUGAAGCUGCGAUUGCAGAGAGAAUUUGGAAGGAGGAGAAUGGGGCAGGUGAUACGGAUCUGGAUGCGUUGAUCGAGGCUGUUUUAUAUAAGAUUGAUUCACCACGUUCUGUAUGA
Molecule: messenger RNA, 1275 nt
Organism: Suillus fuscotomentosus
Lineage: Eukaryota; Fungi; Basidiomycota; Agaricomycetes; Boletales; Suillaceae
Exons: 3
Coding region: 1-1275 (424 amino acids)
Source: RefSeq, a predicted model, not a curated record